GCCAACCAGGAAACGAUAGACAGAGAUCAUCUCGUUCUGUCAGAAAGCUCUCCCACCUAGUCUUCUGCACAGAGGAAGAAGUGAGGGUGGAAGUUCAGAGGAAGAGAUUAUGAAGAGAGAGGAAGAAAUGUCAAUAUCUACUAAACCUGUGGAACCUGCUCAAUCCCUAGUCCAUAUGGAAGCAAGUGUGGUUUUCGAAAGGCUCGGAGUUCGUCUACUGAGGAGAAUUAACCGUCGUUCAGUGAGAAAGGGGUUUAGCCAAGGAGCCAGCUCCGCCCACCUAAUAGCCAGCCUAAUAUUCCACAGGCUGUCGGUGGAGGCAAAGAGGAGUGAGGAUACAUCAGUUCUGGAGGGACAGCUUGAAGGAAUCAAAGUCACUGACCUCACAGAGAUUGGCAAGAAAUACAGGGACAUCCUCUCAAUGGGGAAUCAACCUGAACAGAAAGCCGUGGGAGAGAGAAUCAAGAGAACUGGCUCUGAAGAAGCCAUGCCACAAUUUCUCAGGUUUUCGGUCCACAUCAGCCCUCAGUCAGCCAUCUCCUCUCUCUGUCGUUCAAAUGACGUCCAUCUCUCAAUCUCCGUUCCCUCGAUCCACUACACUCACUCUGUGAACCUGGUUCGCGAGGUGGAGAUGUUUGUGUCUGAGUUUCAAGAAAUCUCGCGAGCUGUGAUCGAGUCGUUUAGCAGCGCCACAGUGGGCGUGGCCAAGGGAAUUGUGAACGAGAAGAGCCAGUUUGCCAAACAACUCUCCACGUCUCUUGGUCCCCGUGGUAUGCAAUCUGCGUUUCAUCCCACAGGGAUCCCCCCUGAAAUUGAGACUGUCGAUGCCCCCCUAGAUUCGACCCCCUGCGAUCAUCUCUACCUCGAAAUCCUAGUUCAAUCUCCUGUCAUCACUCUCCCCAGUUCGCUUCACGGGGACAAGUGUCUUGUGGCCUAUCUCGGAGAGAUAUCGGUGCAAAACAGCUUUGGUAGGGAAGGGUUAACAGAUUCACUGUCAACAUCGAUUGCCGGUGUUCUACCACCAGAGAGGGAGACCCUGGCGAUCAAGAUUGAUCGAAUGUCGCUUCAUGCGACGCACGAUGCUCAGAGUCGGGAACUGCUGGUGGCCAGCGGAGGCAUGACCAGUCAGGGGAAAUGGUGGAAAGUUCUGGACGAGACUAGUGCUAUGGUCAAGAUCGACAGGAGAGUGGGGAGAGGAGAGGGAGAUGGGAUAAGAGGUUCUGAGGAACCAGAGGAAAGAACUGAAAACCAGGCCAACAGUGACGAAGAAGACCUCAAAAUAAAGUCAGAAAAAUGGAAAACUGGAUGCAACAGAGAAGAAGACAAGGAAGACAGCAGAGGGGAGAAAAGGCAAGUACCACCAGUUUGGGUGAACGACGAGCUCUCAGCAGAUGUGGUGGUGACCGGAGAGAUCUGUGACCCUCUCCUUAUCUCACUCCCCAAAGACGUCUUCGACCAGAUCAGAGUCACCCUCAAGCAUGGUCUCUACAAGGCUGCCCCUCGAAAGAGAAAGAGAGAAGGAAAAGCUUCUUUGUCUGGCCAUGCACCACACUCUGUAACCAGCUCUCAGUCAUCACAAGCUGUUCCCAAGUCCGAACAAUCUCUGAAGUCCAAACCUCGAAAUGACCUACCGCAAACACUGUCUGUUAGUUUCUCUCUUCCCCAACUCUCACUCCAAUUGAAGCACACCAUUGACGCCAAUGAGAAGGACUUGGUCUUUAUCUCCUUUGAGGAGUUCACAGCAAACUGCCACAAGUCGGAACCUCAUGCUACAUCAGUGGGUUUGGCCUUGAAAAGCAUCGUCAUUGAAGACCUGAUACAGGAAAAGGAAUCUGAUUAUCGAUACAUUCUCGCCUCCUCUACGAAGCCUUUCUCUGGGAUAACACCACUGAGGACGACAUCAUCUUUUGGACUCCAGAGACUGUCUUUAUCUCCGUCACCGCUGUCACACUCUCUCCUCCCCCUCUCCCACCUCAUGUCCUCCACACCUCGCGUGGCACCUUUGUUGGACUCUGACUCCCCAUUGAGGUCGUUUACCCCGCACAACGACAGGGGUGAAACGAGUCAAACUCGUUUGAAACCAGACACAAGUGAGAGUGUGAAGCGGGAGGAGACUGGAUCAAGCAGAUCGGAAACUAGUUUUGCUACACCAAAGACCCGAUUUCAUGCAAAUCGGAUUCAAGCACUGAAGAUGUCAAGUUCUGAACCAACUUUUGCUGGUGGGAGUGAGGAAUGUGAGGUGACCGGGAGUACACUGAGACCUGAGGGAAGUAGCCAUGGAAACAGUCUCCGUAGCAACAUCAGCGGUGACGUGGUGGGGCUCCUGUCAAUCAGGGCAAUGUUUAUUGACAAAGAACACCCUCAGUUUACCAGCAGGUUCAACUCGGUUGGAGGUCAUAUAGAUGUUGAGUUUAGCUCAGCCUCAGUCAUCAUCAAUCUUCAGACCUGGGUAUUGCUCCUUGACUACCUUGGAAUAGGGAUUCCCACCCCUCCACCCUCUCCCUCUCCUUCCUCUCUACUCCUUGAGGAAGAUGAUGAUGAAUACACCAGUCCAGAGAAUGAUUCACUGGGUCCUACUGAUUCUCUUGGUCUCAUAUCUCCACCCAGUCCAUCUCACCCCGAACUUGCCACCACUACCCCUCACUUCCUAUAUCCCUCUCCUCUCUCUCCAACAGACUCCUUCCCUACUAGUAUCUUCUCAAGUUCUCUGGGCCUCAAUCCUCACCACUCCAUCUCCUCUGAUACACAGUUUUCAAAGACUGCCACUUCUGUUAGUUCUCUGAAAUAUACUUCAAAAAUUUCACAAGAAAUUUCAAACCCCCUGAAGUCAAUGUAUCAAACUAGCUCUCAUGGAUCUCUAAGCCUUCAUCACUCAAAUGAAAAAGCAACUAUCGAUUCCAAUUCCACCAAACUAUCUUCCGUCACUGAUGUAGCAAGCGAUUGUCAUACGCCCCUUUCUAUAACUGACAAGAGAAUAACCACGGAUCCAGCCAAAUCCCUAAAACUUCCUUCACUUCAUUCUGAGAAACUCAGUGGCGCGGAAUCUCUACAGAGUGGGUGUGAGGAGGGUGACGAUGAGAAGGGGGAUGAGUGUAGGAGUGAGGUGUGGGGGGUCGAGGGUAAGGGAAGUGUGGACUUAUCUCUGAAGGUGAGGUCACUGACUGUGACCUUCAACAAGCCAGAGCACCCACUGGCACAGGGGGUGGUGAGUGAGUUGGUCGCUAGAGUUGAGACUCGUCGCGGAAAUCUUCAGUUGAGUGGGAAACUGGGGCAGGCGUCGGUGGUGGAUUUGACCGAGACUGGAGAUUACUAUAGAGAGAGGUUCACCACCACUGGAGAUCCAGCACUCACGUUUGAAAUUUUCAAGUUUGGGCGACCGGAUCCGGACAUGGACAGACCGUUUGACAUAAGUGCCCGACUGGACCUGGCAUCAGUCAGAUAUCUCCACACCAUGAGGUUUCUGAAGGAAGUGCUGGCCUUCUGCUCCCAUUUCCCUCAACUCAUCGAUGCCUUCCAGAGAAUGAAGGCCAUGGCACAGGGAAACCUGGAAUACGAUGGUCCAGAUCGCAAAGCUAGAAUCAGCCUUGACGUGGACCUGACAGGACCAAUCCUUCUGAUCCCCAAACAUGCCUUCUCCUCUGAAAUUAUGGUUGGAGAUUUUGGUCACAUCAAAGUCACAAAUUCCACUAGGUAUGAUGGUGAUGAGGGGACACUGACUCACAUGAACGUCGACUCUGGAUCAGACUACGACCAACUGACCACACCCAUAUCUGAGAGGAGUGGCCUAUUCUCGCAGGCUCCACCCACCGACAUGUCUGACACUGAAGAAGACAGACAGCGAGUGGAGAUGAGACUCAAGUCUCGCAGUGGUCCAUGUCUACUGGACUGUAUAAAGUUGGAGUUGACUGAAGUUGACGUGUUCUCAGCUCUCAAGGUUCCUCUGGAUGGAGACAAGUUUAAGAUUGUUCGCCAGAGGGGUAAGGUGCUGAAGGAGAAGGGAGAACUGACACUGUACAUUGAGAGGAAUCUCUUCGAAGACUUCUGCAGAGACGUCCCAGACCUGCAUAUAGAGGGGACGCUGUCAGCCAUCCAUGUGAUGCUAGACAAGACACAGUUGGAGCUGGUGAAGGGACUGCUGGCCAUGAACCUAGGAGAGACCAUUGAAGACUUUGAGAAACCUUCCACUGUUAUCAGAGACCCCAUUGCACCUCCAGUGGCAGCAGACGUGUGGACUGGGUUCCUGUUUCGCAUCAAGUUCCUGGGAGUCCAGCUGGAGUUCCUGCAGCAGAGACAGAGCGAGGUCCCCGGGUCUCUGGAGGUGUCUCUGGCCCUGUUUGACAUCCAGGACUCCCAGUUCUCGUUCUGCAGUCGCUCGGACCAGACACGGACCGUGGACUUCACCAAUCACGCUGUCAUUGGCUAUGAUACCAGAUACAGUGGUUAUGAUGAUGACUCAAAACCAAGUGUCUUCUCUGAAGUUUUGAGACCUCGUUUCAAGACAACUGACAAUAGACCCAUCCAGAUCCAGAUCCAUGUGACAGUCAGCCCCGCCCGCAUCGGAGCCACAAUUCUCCUGAAUAAACUGCGACUCAUCGGUCUCUUUGAUCUUCUGCUUUCUCUCAAGUCCUUUGUCUUUGACAGUAUCCCUGAAAAACUGGAGAUGGAUGUGGAUGAAGUGGAUUUUACUCCCGAGCCAUCUCUAAGACCGGGAAAACUGGACUCCCAGCUGAAACCAUGGGAACGACCUCCUCCCUGUGGCUCCACCCACAGAAGACAAGCCGCCACGAGAGGUCAGAGUUCGACUGAGCAUCACCGAGACUGACAUUGUUGUAGUGGAAGAUCUUUCUUCCUUUUCUUCAAAUGCAGUGGUCCUCAAGGGCACGUUGAUUCUAAAGUUCCAGUCUUUACCAAUGCCCACAAAACACUCUACACCUCCAUCGAUGGUCUCGAGCUUUUCUCCUGUAACCUUGACAACGAGGAUGAGUCAGCACUCUCCAUUCUUGAUCCAGUCACCAUAACGAUGGAAAUCAAACCCCCUAAUGAGAGGGUGCCCCCCGGGGCGAAAGGUGAGAGGAAAUUUAGUUCCAGGGGGUCGGCAAAGAGUGAAGAUGAGGUUGGAGAAGGAACAAUGCAGCCAUUUGAGGUUGAGUUCAAGCAGCUGAAUGUCCGACUGUCGUACAAUGAUCUGAAGUUGUUCCUGGCCAUAGCUCAGUCCCUGCCUCCCCUCACCUCCACCCCUUCUGCUCCCCCGACUCCCUCAGGGAACAAAGUCAACAAUGCCCUAGUGAAGCAGAUGCUUCCACUGGGCUACACCAAGUCAGAAAUACGCCACCAGCUCUUCCUCAACUCCAACAACCACAGUAGUAGUGAGGGAGACCCAGCAGUGAGGGAAGAAGGGGUGGAGGAGGGGCAGGGUACUGGAGGAAAGGUUGAAGAAGUAGACACUGCAACUGGGAUGAAAUUUACUGUUGGAAAAAUUGAGCUGUCCAUACGGAGUGUGAGUGUAUGUCUGAUUGAUGACAGCGCCAACAGAGACGUUCCUCUCCUAGAACUCUCCUUUUCCCACGUCCAGGUAUAUACGCAUUGCGGCAUUGUGUGCGUGAUACGUACGUCGCGCGCACGGCAAGUUACGCGUUAGCGCAUGCGCACUGUUUUUAGGGGUGGAGCUUGUACGAUCGAACGCGCACUCGACUCAGAUCCAUUGGGGGGGAGUGAGAGAGAGGAUGGCGGAGUUACCGUCCAUUGUAACGACAAUUCCUUCGGCUACUACUCCAAGCGAGGAAGACGAAGGAGACCCUCAGAUCGUGGAGAAGUUUCUACCGUGCUCCGUCCACCCCGACAACCACUCCGACAUGUUUUGCGAGUCUUGCGAGGAGGUCGUGUGUCAGGAGUGUGCAGCCCAGGGCGGGGCGCACGGCUCCCACGAGUGCGCCAAAGUAUCUGCGGUGUUCCCGAAACAUCGGGACGAGCUCUUGGCUAAGGUUCAACCAGUUUACGACCAGCUCGCCGCGACGAACGCCGCUCUUGACAAACUCCGCGCGGAGAGAGAGUUUCUCGUACGCCAGCAGGAGGCGGUAACGCGCGAGGUAAACGAAGAGGCCCAGCGGAUCCGAGAGGCGUUGGAAGAGCGGAGGAAACAGCUCUAUGCCCAGAUAGACGAAGAGACGGAGAGAAAGCUACGUAACAUGCGGGAACAGCGUCGCCGUACCGUAGAAGUCUACAGCCGACUCAGGGCCUAUUACGAGUACGUUCAGAACAUGGUAGAGACGGGGAGCGAGAUGGAGGUGCUGUCUAUGAGCACCACUAUAUGCCAACAGGCUAGAGAUAUCACUGCAGCACUGGGUAAUCCUGAAAUCUUCGAGCCCUGCGAAGAAGCGGAUCAGGACUUCAGCGCGGACGGAGCUACGGAACUAGCGGAACAGUUGCGUAAUUUCGGACAGAUUACGGAGUACAAGUCGAUAAUCUGCCCGGAGAAAUGUCGGGCGGAGGGCUCGGGGACCGAAAUUUCAGUGGUGGGGGAACCUGCAGUGGUCAGAGUCCAUGUAGUGGACCAGGAGAACAGGGAGUACCUCCGAAAAGUUGACAUAACCUUUGAACUUGUUUCAGCCGAAAACCCAACUCUCAAAUUCGCAUCUGGGGUUGGGGAAAGAAACGAAGAUACGCCAUACGACAUCAGGUUCAACACGACCCAAAGAGGGUUAUUCAAGCUUCAUAUUCGAGUGAAUGGAGCUGAAAUAGCUGGCAGUCCGUUUGAAGUGCAGUCGAUUCUACUUGUCUCGGGGCUGAGACAGCCGUGGGGUGUGGCUGUUAACUCUAGUCGAAGAGAAGUGUACGUUUCGGAGAGUUCCGGCCAUUGUGUGUCAGUGUUUGACGUUGGGAGUGGGGACAAACUGAGGUCGUUUGGUGGGCGAGGAAAUGGUCCGUGUCAAUUCGACACGCCAUGCGCAGUGGCUAUAACUCCUACCGGGGACCUUCUGGUGUGCGACUGCAACAAUCAUCGACUUCUGCUUCUCUCUCCCGAGGGAACUCCGUUGAAAUCAGUGGGCUCCAAGGGAAAGAAAGCCCUUCAGUUCAACGAGCCUGUCGGUGUAGGGGUCCACCCUAAAACGGGGAAGAUUUACGUGACGGAGUUCAGAAACAAUCGGGUUCAGAUCUUGAACAGUGAUCUUACGUAUUCAGCGAGGUUUGGGCGAAGUGGCAGCGAGCAAGGGGAGCUAUCCAGGCCUUACGGAGUAGGUUUCGAUGAAGAUGGAAAAGUUUACGUUUCAGAGAGAGGGAACUGCAGAAUUCAGGUUUUCUCUGAAACUGGCAAGCAUUUGAGGAUGUUUGCUGGCAAUAGUACUGAAGGUGGUGUUAAUUUGGAGGUGGGGCUUCGUGAGCCGGUGGGUGUGGCUUUGGACACCAGUGGGCGUGUCUUUGUCAGUGACGUCGGGAAGAAUUCAGUGGAGGAAUUCUCUUCUGACGGUCGGUUCGUUAGGUCGGUGGGAAAGGGGUGUGGUCAGGAGGCGGGGCAAUUUCGCAAUCCGUUUGGCAUCGCAGUGGAUAUAGCUGGAGCUGUAUAUGUUGCUGAUUUUGGAAAUGGACGACUACAAAUCAUUUAGAACUCGUAUUUCAUACUACAGUUCGUUAGAACUCUAUAUUUGUAUGCACAAAAUUAAUAGCAUAACAAUGUAUGGCAUUUGUGGGUAUAAUUAUGGGACAGUCCUUGAAACAUUACGUCAUCAAAAGCUGAUAGAUAUACAAGUGAGAGAUGAAUGUUAUGUAUACAGGGAGUCCACGAUCCCUGGAGAAGGAGAGGUGAGGCCAAAGCCAUCGUCGCUGGAGACUAUUACAACAGACACAUCUCAGCCUGGGAACCUGUCCUGGAGCCAUGGAAAUUGAGGCUGAUUUGGGAGAAGAUUGCGCAAUACAGCACUGACCUGGACAGUAGGAACUCAAGACCGCAUGUGCCUCAGACUAAUCUCCAGUGAGCGACUGUGUGUCAACAUAACCAGCUCCCUCAUACAGUUACUGAACGUGACUCAGUCCAGUUGGAGACAGGAUCUCCGGAGGAGACUGAGGGAGGAGGGAGGAGGCACUCAAUUGGAGGAUGUGAGAAUCAAAUCUCACAGGAGGACGGGAAGUGGAAGAUCACAUGAUCAGUCACACGACCCAAUGAUGUCAUCUCAGAUGGAGAGAGGUCUAGCUCUUCUGCACUCUGUGAGGCUCGUUAGCGAGACUCGACAGAGGUCAAAGUUCAUCCCGUUUCUUCUGCGAAACAGCACAGGCCUUUGUCUUCAGUUUGCUACCCUCACUUCAGUUCCCUCUCAGGUUUAUGUGAGUCCAUUGUCAGCCUACCAGAGCACACCGUCAGUGGGUGUGGCUAGAGGAGUGGGCGGGGCAAUUCAGUGGAUGUGGGUGGAGCCCGGAGGGCGGAGCAAGCAUUUGACUUCUCAGCCCACUCCAAACGUCGCCACCAGGACACGAGAUCGCUGAUUGUUCACCAGCUCCUAGUGAGGGUUGAGGGGUGGAGCCAGAUUGACAUUCCAGUCUCAGUGGACAAGAUUGGAGUCUUCUUUAGAGAGGUGCGACCAAGCCACGAAACCAAGUUCUCCCCACACCCUCCUCGCUGGCUGGUCUUUGCCAUCUCUCUGAGCGACACUUGCAAGAUCAUCAAUGUCCGUUCCUCCCUCGUCCUCCACAACACCACAGAGCUCACUCUCGAUGUUAGACUAGAGAGACCCUUCACCUCUUCUCUCUCCUCAUCCAUAGCGAUAUUGCUGCCAGCAGGUGUGAGACGGUGGAUCUCCAGUGCUGCCAGCCAGAGGGUACAUGGCAGUUCCACUCCACCUGGUGGAGUGGGGUAUACGAGUCAGACCCCACGGCUGGGGUACCCAGUACUCCGGGAAGAACCUCGUCUGGAGACACGCCAGCGGGCAGACUCCAACCAGCCACGUCCGCACCUGUGAGAAGAUUGGGGAGGAAGAAGGCACACCAUUCAGAUCUGUUGUGAGUGGUCCAGAGCGAGAAGCUUCCACACAGGAUCCCUCUGAAAAUAACACACCUCUCUCCCAAAUGCUCACAAACAGCGAAAGACUCGGACAAUCUCUCCCUCCCGUCACCAUCUCCAACCUCCUCCCCUGCGAUUUACAAGUAUUUCUCGACCACGAUAAAAGAGCACGCUCCCCGACUAUAAGAUGGUCAGGGAGAGGAGAGAG
Geodia barretti is the source of this 9197-nucleotide messenger RNA. Lineage: Eukaryota; Metazoa; Porifera; Demospongiae; Tetractinellida; Geodiidae. The record is from the annotation of a GenBank genome assembly.